Ficedula albicollis (Collared flycatcher) is the source of this 564-nucleotide messenger RNA. Its product is annotated as C->U-editing enzyme APOBEC-1-like. The record is from RefSeq and is a predicted model, not a curated record. Lineage: Eukaryota; Metazoa; Chordata; Aves; Passeriformes; Muscicapidae. The coding region runs from base 1 to 522 and encodes 173 amino acids. The transcript is spliced from 3 exons. Gene Ontology annotation, molecular function: RNA binding; zinc ion binding; cytidine deaminase activity. Gene Ontology annotation, biological process: cytidine to uridine editing. Gene Ontology annotation, cellular component: nucleus; cytoplasm.
AUGCAGCCAAGAGACUUCCAAAGAAAUUACUCACCUAGCCAAAAUGGACGGGUGGUGUACCUGCUGUAUGAAAUCAGAUGGAAAGGAGGUUCCAUCUGGAGGAACUGGUGCUCAAACAAUCCUGAACAACAUGCUGAAAUCAACUUCUUGGAAAAUCGCUUCAAUGACAGGCCACAAACUUCUUGCUCUAUCACCUGGUUCCUUUCAACUAGUCCCUGUGGAAAGUGCUCCAAAAGGAUUCUGGAAUUCCUGAGGUCACACCCUAAUGUGACCUUGAAAAUAUAUACAGCCAAGCUGUUCAGGCACUACGAGAUCCGGAACCGACAAGGUCUCCGCAACCUGAUAAUGAAUGGAGUGGCUGUGCAUAUCAUGAAUCUUGAAGAUUACAGUUACUGCUGGACAAAUUUUGUUGCACACCAACCUGGAGAAGUUCAUUAUCAGCCCCAGAACAUCACUGUACACUUCUUUCUGAAUUGCAUGGAACUCUUCCAUAUCUUUUUGGGGCUUCCUCCACUUCUGUGAAACUGAAUGCUAACGAGCAUCACCACCAUGCUUUCAAGCUCA